CUAAGAUUUUUGAUUAGUUGUUAUUGUUGAAGCUUUGAAAAUGGCGAUCACCAGAAUUGCAGUUGGGACACCCAGAGAAGCAAGCCAACCUGAUGCUCUCAGGGCAGCUCUUGCCGAGUUCAUCUCUAUGGUUAUCUUUGUCUUCGCCGGUGAAGGCUCCGGCAUGGCUUUCAAUAAGCUCACUAGCGACGGAUCAACGACGCCGGCCGGUCUUGUUGCGGCAGCUUUGGCUCAUGCCUUCGCACUGUUUGUUGCAGUGUCUGUGGGAGCUAACAUUUCAGGUGGACACGUUAACCCAGCUGUGACCUUUGGAGCUUUUGUUGGUGGACACAUAACACUGUUGAGAGGGAUCUUGUACUGGAUUGCACAGUUGCUUGGAUCCAUCGUCGCUUGCUUGCUUCUUAAGUUCGCCACCGGUGGAUUGACAACCUCGGCAUUCUCCCUAUCAACUGAUGUGAGCGCAUGGAAUGCUGUGGUGUUCGAGAUAGUGAUGACCUUUGGGUUGGUCUACACAGUUUAUGCCACUGCCGUGGAUCCCAAGAAGGGCAGCCUGGGAACCAUUGCUCCCCUUGCCAUUGGUUUCAUCGUGGGUGCCAAUAUCUUAGCCGGUGGAGCCUUCGAUGGUGCAUCAAUGAACCCAGCCGUUUCCUUUGGACCCGCUGUGGUCAGUUGGACAUGGACCAGUCACUGGGUCUACUGGGUUGGUCCACUAAUUGGUGCUGGACUUGCUGCUCUUAUCUACGACAACAUCUUCAUUGGCAGCAACACCCAUGAGCAACUCCCCACCACAGAUUAUUAGAAUUGAAUGGAAUUUGUGUUCAGAUCAAGAAGUUGGUCUCUGU
Molecule: messenger RNA, 842 nt
Organism: Telopea speciosissima
Lineage: Eukaryota; Viridiplantae; Streptophyta; Magnoliopsida; Proteales; Proteaceae
Product: aquaporin TIP1-3-like
Exons: 3
Coding region: 41-799 (252 amino acids)
Biological process (GO): water transport; transmembrane transport
Cellular component (GO): membrane
Molecular function (GO): water channel activity
Source: RefSeq, a predicted model, not a curated record